AUGGGCAAGUUUUUUUCUUUUCUCUUGCUUUCCCCAGCCUCACGCCUCGGUCGUGCCGGUCCAGCAGCUCCGGCGCUAGACGCUGCUCAACGAAGCGGCGCGGCGGCGUCACGCUUUGCAUGUCCCACCGGCUUCGGACGCCUCGCCUCGCCGCGUCGCCGACCCCGACUCCGUCGCGACGUCGGACGACCGACCGACCGACCGACCGACCGAACCGAUGGCCCAGCCUCACGGUCUUCCGGCAUGUUUGCCCACCUCUUCGACUUGCCUGGCUCAGGCAGGUCUGUUUGUGGUACAGCAGCACUUUCCACUCGGUCUUUUGCCCAGCCACGAUGCCAUCGCCGCAGAGCCCGGCUUUGCCGUCCGAGUCGAGGCCACACCGUCGAC
Messenger RNA from Protopolystoma xenopodis, 387 nucleotides. Lineage: Eukaryota; Metazoa; Platyhelminthes; Monogenea; Polystomatidea; Polystomatidae. The record is from the annotation of a GenBank genome assembly.